AGCAUAGACCUCGAUUAAAAUCCCUAAUAUAUAUUUAUGUAUAUAUGUUAUAUAUUUAAUAUAAAUACAAUAAAGUAGGGUCACCUCAAAGUCAGGGAGUAUUCUUUGAUGUUCGUCAAACAUUGAUCGCUUCGUUUUCAUUGAGUUUUAUUGUCAUUGCUUUUAAUAUUUAUUUAAUAUGAGUUUAGUUGGAUGUUCCCAUUUACAAGUGUACAAGAAAAAUCAAAAAAACAAGGAUUCGUUCAAAUGGAUCCAUGCAGUUUUCGUAGUUGGAACAACAAAUAAGUGUAGAAAAACUAGGAUUUGUAAUGCAUAUUGCCGUGUGUGCAAAAAACGUGGUCCUUACCUCCAUGCAUGUCUAGAAUGUGUCUUUUUUGGUUGCCAAAAACAUAUAAGAGAACAUGCCAGAAGUCAAAAGCACACACUUACUAUGGAUUUGAUAUAUGGACAGAUUCAUUGCAAUUCAUGUGGUGACUAUGUGUAUGACAGCGAUAUGGAAACUUUAAUGAGAGAAAAUAAGAUGCAGUCAGGAACAUUCAGGAAAAGAUUAUUUGAGUCAUCUGCUUGGGAUCCCACUCAAGAAGAAAGAACAUACUUGAGUAAUAAAACUAAGAAAAUUUGUAUCAGUCCUGAAUCUACCAUUGGCCUUCGUGGAUUGAUUAACCUUGGUUCAACUUGCUUUAUGAAUUGCAUUGUUCAAGUUUUAAUGCACACACCAUUGCUAAGGGACUAUUUUUUGACAGAAUGUCAUAAAUGUAAAGGUAAACCUGGGACUUGUUCAGUAUGUGAAAUUUCCGAACUAUUUCAAGAGUUUUAUAGAGGUGCAACUGUUCCCUUAGCUUUAGAUCAAUUACUUUGUUUAAUUUGGACUCAUGCUAAGCACUUGGCUAAUUAUAAACAGCAAGAUGCUCAUGAGUUUUUCAUUGCAACUUUAGAUGUUUUACACCAUCAUUGUUAUGAAUCUAUGCCCCAUCCUAAAACAAAAACUAACAAUAAUAAAUGUCCAUGUAUAAUUGACCAAAUAUUUACUGGUGGUUUGAGGAAAGAUGUAGUUUGUCAAAAAUGUAAUAGUGUUUCAACUACUGUAGAUCCUAUUUCUAUUAUUUCUUUAGAUGUUAGACCAAUAACAUAUGAUGGUGAGCAACCUACACUCAUAGAUUGCCUUGAACAUUACACAAUGGUGGAAUACUUAGUUGGCAAUAAUAAAACAAUGUGUUCAAAAUGUCAGUCUUUACAAGAAUCUACAAUACAGUACACAAUUAAAACAUUACCAAUAGUAGCAAGUUUUCAAUUGAAACGUUUCGAAUACUCCAAGAAAAUGGAAAAAAUUACUACAUCUAUCACAUUUCCAGAGAUGUUGGACAUGACCCCUUUCAUUGGCGGUUCUAAAAAAGAAUCUCCAUUCCCUUCAGACAAUAGAUACACAUUAUUUGCCGUCAUUAACCAUCUAGGAAAUUCAAUGAAUGAGGGGCAUUACAUAGCAUAUGUAAGGCAACAACAGGACUUUUGGUAUAAGUGUGACGAUCAUGUUAUUACACGAGCCAAUUUACAAGAAGUUCUUAGUUCCGAAGGCUAUUUGCUUUUUUAUCAUAAGCAUGUCUUAAGCUAUGACUAAAUGCUCUUAUUCAUAUCGAAUUUUUUAGAUUGGUAUAUUUAAUUUAAUAUUAAUAUGUUCAAUUUUCCCCAUCUUCAACAGUAUUUUUUUAUAUAUUUUAGAGGCACAAAAUUCAAUUCGCAGUGGUUUUUGGGGAAGUUCUGUUGUACAUAGUUUGUAUAUAUAAUCUACAAUGAAUCACUGAUAGAAAAAUUCAAGAGGAAUUGAAUUUGUUAAUCGAUUUUAUUCUGUAUGUUUUGUCCUGAUAAAAUUGACAACUGUUUUAAUUUUCAUUAUUGUAUACAAAAAAUUUUACAUUUACCGGAUAUAUUAUUCUAAUUUCAUUUAUCAAAAAUUUGUAUUUAUAUUUUAAUUAUUUUUUUUGUCUCUUGUGAUCUUAGUGUUUUUACUGAUUUUACAUGAUUUUUUUUUUCAUCAAUUAUGAACUGAAAAUAAUAAUAAUAAUGAGAAAUCUAUAAUGCUCAAAGAUCAAAAGAAAUCGUUAUCAGGAAUUGUUAUAGUGAAAAUGUAAUGUUUUGGUGUGGCAUUAGUUUUAUUAAGGAAGAAAAUAUUUCUUUGAUGCUCUAGUAACGAAGUGUGAAACACUUCAAAAAUGUAACAUUUAUAAUGCUAACUCUCUAAUUAUUAAGAGAGUCUAGUUUGAAUUUAUACAUUUAACUUUAAUUCUACAGACUGAUUAUAUGUAUGUACGUUUUAUGUAACUGCCAUCUUGUUCCUUUGGUACCGUAUGACAAAUAUUUCUGUUCUAUUUAAAUGUAUUAGUCCUGGUUUUCUAUGCUUACAUAUACAUUUACCUCUAUAUUAUCUUGUAUAUGUAAAUUAAAUUGUCGCAUCAUAAAGGGAACUUCUCCAGUCUAUGAUAUAUAUAUUAUCAAACGGUUCCUUAUUAUUUGAUGUCGACAAUUUUAUUGAUAGUAUAAUAAACACUUCAUUAAGGUAUAAUGUUGAAAAAAAAAUUAUAAAGUUAUAAAUUUGAGAUUUUUCACUAUUGAACAUAUAUAAAACUUAUGUUACACUAGUGACUUAAAAUUCAAUGUGUGAUUUUAAUGUUGAGGAUAAUUUGAUUAAAUACCAUAAUUAUGAGUAACUUUGGAGAUAAUAUCAAUAUUUAACUUGAAAAUUAUUUCCUGUUCAUGAUAUGUUGACAUCUAGUUCUUAAAAGUGAGAUAUGUUAACAUUUUUUUUUUGAAUAGUAUGUUGUAUCUCGCAACAUUUUUAUAUUGACAUUAUCCCACUGAUUCCUCAUAUUUUUUUAUGAAAUGUGUUCCUUUUUGGUUGAUUGAGGAAUAUUUGUUAAUUCAGAGUAUCAAUUGGUUUUAUAUUUAUUGAAAGAAAAAUUUUUUAUCCUUAUAAUUUUCAUAAUGAAAAAUAUUCGCAAUUGAAUUAAUACAUAAAUCAUAAUUAUGCUUUGAAAAACGAGUAUUUAGAUAAAUAUUUCUCAAAGAACUGAAUUGUUCAACUGAAAUACUUAUGGCUGUAAACAUUUUAUUUUUUGUGUUUGUAUGUUUUGCGAAAUAUUCCAGUAUGAUUGUUAAGAAAAACAUACAGUGAUACCUUAUAUAUUUACAAGAAAUUAAUUUAUGUACCAACAAGUUUUAUUUAUGAGAAAAAAAAUAGUGA
This is a messenger RNA of Harmonia axyridis, 3235 nucleotides long. RefSeq names its product ubiquitin carboxyl-terminal hydrolase 22 (gene not). Lineage: Eukaryota; Metazoa; Arthropoda; Insecta; Coleoptera; Coccinellidae. Gene Ontology annotation, molecular function: zinc ion binding; cysteine-type deubiquitinase activity. The coding region runs from base 179 to 1615 and encodes 478 amino acids. The record is from RefSeq and is a predicted model, not a curated record. Gene Ontology annotation, biological process: protein deubiquitination. The transcript has a single exon.